GGGGUAGGGUGCCUCGGCAGUUCGCUCUCCAGAAGGUUCCGCGCUCUCUGUCGCGACAGAACCGUGGCCGCCGCGAUGAUGGCCCCGCGCCCCGUCCUCGUGCUCAGUCAGAAUAUGAAACGGGAAUCUGGCAGAAAAGUCCAGACUGGGAAUAUCACAGCUGCCAAGACAAUCGCCGACAUUAUCCGGACGUGUUUGGGACCCAGAGCUAUGAUGAAGAUGCUCUUGGACCCCAUGGGGGGGAUUGUGAUGACCAACGACGGCAACGCAAUUCUCCGAGAAAUCCAAGUCCAACACCCAGCUGCCAAAUCCAUGAUCGAGAUCAGCCGCACGCAGGAUGAGGAGGUUGGGGAUGGGACCACAUCUGUCAUCAUCCUGGCUGGAGAGAUGCUUUCUGUUGCUGAACACUUCCUUGAGCAGCAGAUGCACCCAACUGUGAUCAUUGGGGCUUAUCGUAAGGCUCUGGAUGACAUGAUCACCACUUUAAAGAGAAUUGGCACUCCUGUGGAUGUCAACAACAAAGAAAUGAUGCUGAAAAUCAUCAAAAGUGCCAUAAACACCAAAGCCAUCAAUCGUUGGGCUGACCUGGCUUGCAGCAUUGCUCUUGAUGCUGUCAAGACUGUGGAACUGGAAGAAAAUGGCAGGAAGGAAAUUGAUAUCAAAAAAUAUGCCAAAGUGGAAAAAAUCCCAGGAGGAUUCAGUGAAGAUUCCUGUGUCCUGAGGGGGAUCAUGGUGAACAAGGAUGUCACCCACCCCAGGAUGAGGCGCCUGAUCAAGAACCCCCGUAUUGUCCUCCUGGAUUGUUCCCUGGAAUACAAGAAAGGAGAGAGCCAGACUGAUAUUGAAAUAACCCGAGAGGAAGAUUUUGCCCGGAUCCUGCAGAUGGAGGAAGAGUACAUCCAGCAGAUCUGUGAGGAUCUGGUCAGAGUCAAGCCAGAUUUGGUCAUCACAGAAAAAGGAAUUUCUGACUUGGCCCAGCACUACCUGAUGAAAGCCAACAUCAGCGCCAUCCGCAGGGUGAGGAAGACAGACAACAACAGGAUUGCCAGGGCCUGUGGAGCUCGGAUCGUCAGCCGCACUGAUGAGCUGCGGGAGGAGGAUGUGGGCACUGGGGCCAGGCUUUUUGAGGUGAAAAAAAUAGGGGAUGAGUAUUUUGCCUUCAUCACUGAGUGCAAGGACCCCAAAGCCUGCACCAUUGUCCUGCGUGGAGCCAGCAAGAAAUCCUGGCUGUAAGAAGUGGAACGCAACCUGCAGGAUGCCAUGCAGGUUUGCAGGAAUGUCCUGAUGGAUCCCCAGCUGGUACCAGGAGGAGGAGCCACGGAAAUGGCUGUGUCCCAUUCCCUGACAGAGAAAUCCAAAGGGAUGACAGGAGUGGAGCAGUGGCCCUACAGGGCUGCAGCCCAAGCUCUGGAAGUCAUUCCCAGGACUUUGAUCCAGAACUGUGGGGCCAGCACCAUCCGUGUGCUGACUUCCCUCAGGGCAAAACACACCCAGGAAGGCAGCCAGAGCUGGGGAGUCAACGGGGAGACAGGAGCCUUGGUGGAUAUGAAGGAAUUGGGAAUCUGGGAACCUUUGGCAGUCAAGUUGCAAACCUACAAAACAGCUGUGGAGACUGCAGUUCUCCUGCUCCGGAUCGAUGACAUCGUUUCAGGACACAAAAAAAAGGGAGAAGAGCAGAAACAGCACCCAACACCUGAGGCAACCCAGGAGUGAGAAGAGGAAAGGAUGGAACAACCCUGUCCUAAAUCCGUGGGGUGGGAUGAGAGGAAAAAAAAAAAAAGGAAUAAAAAAAAAUAAAAUUACAUCCCAAAGGUGGGAAAAGUGUCCUGAGGGUUCCUCCUGCUCCAAGAGGGGGGAGGUUCUGGGGCUCCAAUGGGAGUUUCUUGGAUUUUUGAUUCCAAAAUAAACCCCAACAUUUCAUA
This is a messenger RNA of Calypte anna (Anna's hummingbird), 1922 nucleotides long. RefSeq names its product chaperonin containing TCP1 subunit 3 (gene CCT3). Gene Ontology annotation, cellular component: chaperonin-containing T-complex. The transcript has 14 exons. Gene Ontology annotation, molecular function: ATP binding; ATP-dependent protein folding chaperone; ATP hydrolysis activity. The record is from RefSeq and is a predicted model, not a curated record. NCBI's taxonomy places the organism in Eukaryota, Metazoa, Chordata, Aves, Apodiformes, Trochilidae. Gene Ontology annotation, biological process: protein folding.